Molecule: messenger RNA, 825 nt
Organism: Malassezia vespertilionis
Lineage: Eukaryota; Fungi; Basidiomycota; Malasseziomycetes; Malasseziales; Malasseziaceae
Product: triose-phosphate isomerase
Exons: 1
Coding region: 1-825 (274 amino acids)
Biological process (GO): glycolytic process; glyceraldehyde-3-phosphate biosynthetic process; glycerol catabolic process
Cellular component (GO): cytosol
Molecular function (GO): triose-phosphate isomerase activity
Source: RefSeq, a predicted model, not a curated record
AUGCCCAGCAUUUCCAGUGCGCCCGUGCGGCGCCGCAUCGUUGGUACAUCGCUCAAAAUGUACUUUGACUACUGUAAGACGCUUGAAUAUGUACAAGAUGUUGUUAGUCUUGCUGCAGAAUAUUCCGAAUGGCCCCUGCUUGAUGCAGACGGGGAGCAGUCCCUGGAUAUGUUUGUUAUCCCCGACUUUGUCUCAAUCGUGCCCAUACAAUCUAUCUUGCAUGCUUCGACGACGCGCUUCUGGGUAGGCGCACAAGAUACAUUUGAUGUGGAUACAGGGCCGUACACGGGCGAGGUAUCGCCCGUGACCUUGUCCCAAGCAGGUUGUGCGUUGGUCGAAAUUGGCCACGCGGAGCGGCGACGCCAGUUUGGCGAGACGGACGAAUGGGUGGCGCAGAAAGCAGGAGCAAUCGUACGGAAUAACAUGAUUCCACUGGUUUGCGUGGGAGAACUCACCAAGGACGAUGUGCGAGCCGCUGUCUCGGAAUGCUGGCAACAACUGUGCGGCGUGUUUGACGCAGUGCCUGAUUCAGCGGACGUGAUUGUUGCAUACGAGCCGGUAUGGGCGAUUGGCAUGAAAAAGCCUGCGGGUGCCGAGCAUAUUGUUACAGUCGCACAAGCGCUUCGACAGCGCUGCCUUGCAGAGCGCCCUCAGCGAAGCGAUGCUUCGUUGCGUAUCGUAUAUGGUGGCUCUGCCAAGCCAGGCCUCUAUGAACACAUUUACCACGCCGUCGAUGGACUAUUUCUCGGAAGGUUUGCACACGACCCUGCCAUGUUUCUCAAAGCGGCACAAGAAGUCUACGCCGCUGGCCGCGGAUCUGUGUAA